AUGGUAAUUCUGUAUCUGAUGAUUUCAGAGGAGGAGAUUGCGGCCGCUUGCCCAGUCUGUCGUGGGAAUUGCAACUGCAAUGAAUGCUUGCUUAGAGCAGUGACUGUCAAGAUUCAUCAAGAACAAAUGAUGGAAAUGGAGUUGGAGGCUAAGAUUCGAGGAUUGUCAUCACCAACCGAAAUGGAAUUACAUCAGGUGAUCUCUUUUGAUGAUGAGCGUGUGUACUGCUCUUCAGGUCAUCAUGAGCCAUCGAUUGAAUGGAAGGCUGACAACAAUGGCAGCAUCCGUUGCCCCCCAAAGGAGAUGGGUGGCUGCAGAGACUCCCUUUUGGAGUUGAAGCACAUUCUUCCUAGAAACUGGAUUUCUGAUAUGGAAAAAAAGGCAAAGGAAGUAGCAGCCCAAAGCUGCGAAUUUAUAGGAGUUGCUGAUACUUCGCUCUGCAGUCGCUAUAGUAGCAGGAGUAAUAAGGAUUUGCGGAAAGCAGCUGCGAGGGAAGGUUCAGAUGACAACUAUUUGUAUUGUCCAACUUCAGGUGACAUUAAAGAUGAAGGUCUAGAGCACUUUCAAAGCCAUUGGAUUAAAGGUGAGCCGGUAAUUGUUCGCAAUGCACUUGAACUUGCCAGUGGCUUGAGCUGGGAGCCGAUGGUCAUGUGGCGUGCAUUGAGUGGUGAGAUGAAUUUGAAGAAAAUUAACAAGGAGCUCGAAGUGAAGGCCAUUGACUGCUUGGUUUGGUGUGAGGUAGAAAUUAAUAAUCACAAAAUUUUCAAGGGAUAUACGGAAGGGCGAAUGCAUAGAAAUCUAUGGCCGGAGAUGCUCAAACUGAAAGACUGGCCCCCUUCUAAUCUCUUUGAAGAGAGGUUACCAUGCCACAGAGAUGAAUUCAUCAGCUCGUUGCCAUUUCAGGAAUAUACACAUCCUAAGUUUGGUCUUCUUAAUCUUGCCACGAAGAUGCCAGAGGGAAUCCUGAAGCAGGACAUGGGGACAAAAUCAUAUAUUGCUUAUGGCAUUCCUGAAGAGCUCGGCUGCGGGGAUUCUGUAACUAAGCUUCAUUGCGAUAUGUCAGAUGCAGUGAAUGUUUUGACACAUACUGCAGAAGUGAACCUUUCCAACCGACAGCAUUCUGCCAUAAAAAUGCUGAAGAGGAGGCAUAAAGCUCAAGAUGAAAGAGAACAUAUCCAUACACAUGAAACAGAUGAGGAGAACAAUGAUUAUUCUAGUUUUCCACCAGAAGAAGGAAUUGAAGAAAGAGGGGGUGCGCUGUGGGACGUUUUCCGAAGACAAGAUGUUGUUCAUCCCAUUCAUGACCAGACUUUCUAUUUAACUUUGGAGCAUAAAAGGAAGGUCAAGGAGGAAUUCAGAAUUGAAGCUUGGACAUUCGAACAAAAACUCAGAGAAGCAGUAUUUAUUCCUGCUGGAUGCCCCCAUCAAUCAUGUAUAAAGGUUGCUCUCGACUUCGUCUCACCUGAAAACCUCCACGAGUGCAUCCGUUUAACUGAGGAACUCCGGCUACUUCCUAGGAAUCACAAGGCCAACGAAGACAAGUUAGAGGUAAAGAAAAUGACCCUUCAUGCCGUAAAUCAAGUGGUGAAAGAUUUGCAAGAGUUAUUGCCUACGCACGAAAUUGAGCUUCUUUGA
This is a messenger RNA of Magnolia sinica, 1635 nucleotides long. Its product is annotated as lysine-specific demethylase JMJ29-like. The record is from RefSeq and is a predicted model, not a curated record. Gene Ontology annotation, cellular component: histone deacetylase complex; chromatin. Gene Ontology annotation, molecular function: transcription coregulator activity; histone H3K9 demethylase activity; chromatin DNA binding. NCBI's taxonomy places the organism in Eukaryota, Viridiplantae, Streptophyta, Magnoliopsida, Magnoliales, Magnoliaceae. The transcript is spliced from 12 exons. The coding region runs from base 1 to 1635 and encodes 544 amino acids. Gene Ontology annotation, biological process: regulation of transcription by RNA polymerase II.